GCGGUUUUAGAGUGUUGACCCGGUAGCGAAUAUAGGAGGGGUCAUUCGGGUCACAAGCAUGUCGUGGAGGGGGUGCAUUUUAAGAUGGGCUAGGGAUGACGUUAUUUGUAUAGCAACGAGAGGAAACAGAAUCCCCCUCAACACUCAACAGAGAUGUGGCUUCAAGAAAGUAGUGAAGGGGGUCAUAGAGGAGACGGGGCCCUCACACACAGAGCCCAGUGAAGGGCUCAUCCACAAGAGGGGUGCAUCUCCCCCUUGGAGCCCUCCCCUUGGAGUCCAGAGCUACUUUGACAAGGUCCGGGCUGACUGGUUGGAGACACUACGGCCGCAGGAACACGGGGAUCUUCGCAAAUGGGUCUUUUUUUUAAAUACCAUGCCUCAUUAUUUUCUAUACAUCUUUAUUGAUACAUUAUACAGGAAAUUGAUAAUUUUGCUGUCACAGUACUCGGCCUCUCCCCACAACAUAUACAAACAGUACAACAUGCUGGGAGCAGCACAGGGUUCCUGGAAUGGGGUUAGGGUGUAUAGUCUCCCCCAUUUGUAACUGAAAGGGAUAUGAGGGUUACGAGGAACAAUUCCGGUGCGCUGGAUUUUGUGUCGCUGAUUAUUUGGACGAAUUACAAUUUUGCAGGGCUGGCAUCUUUAAAGUUUCAUAACGAAAGGGGUUGAUUUGUCCCAAAGGUGGACAAGGAUUUCAGAGGAGGGGGUGUGGACUUUGCCACUCGCACUAGGUCAAACAUGUUAAUGCUCCCCCUUUCUCUUCUUGCUGAACUGUUCACACUGAUGUCUUAGCGAGUUGAUUCCCUAUGCUGGGUCGUGUUUAUUACUACACGCAACAGAAUAAAACUUUUUUUUUAAAAACAUUUUGCAACGGAAAACUAGAAUGUAUGUUUAUUAUUGGACCAGGUUGUCCCUCUGUGUUUCAGUCAGUUUUAUUCUGUUUGGUGCCUAAUGAACACGACCCAGGUUUCACUACAUUGUGUGGCCGUUUUGUCAAACCGGUUCUGUUUCUGUCACAGAUCAACCAGUGGUGGAACGGCAUGAGUGAGGGCCAACGUACUGUUGUAGGUUAGUCUGUACUGAAGCCCAUAUAUUUUUUUUGUGUCCUCUCAAUAGUAACUAGUUUAUACAGAUAAUGAUGGUCACUUUCACUACUACCCUCUUUCUCAAGAUAAUGUAUACUUUUUGUCUGUAUGAGAGAGAAAUUUGUCCUGCUUUAUACCCAACCACUUUGAUACACAAACACAUUAGAUUGGAGCAGACUGCAGUUGCAGUGCCCAAUGAGCAGUUUAGAGGUUUAGGUUCCUUGCUCAAGUGAACAUCCUGCCAUCUUUUACCACCCUUCAGCACCUCUACCCACCUCUUUCAUUAUCCACUAAUCUCUCAUUAAUUCAGUCUUUCUACUCCUCUCUCAGGGAUCAAUAGCUGCUAAUGCUGUGGUUUUUUGCUGUUGGAGUGCCAUACCUCCAGCGCUCUAUGAUCAGAUACUUCACAUCCAACCCUGCCUCCAAAACCCUGUGUUUCCCCAUGCUCCUGUUCACGUUCAGCCACUACUCCUUCUUCCACAUGGUGGCCAACAUGUACGUCCUCUGGAGCUUCUCCUCCAGCAUCGUCUCCAUGCUAGGCAGGGAGCAGUUCAUGGCCGUUUACAUGUCUGCAGGUGUUAUCUCUACGAUGUUCAGCUAUGUAUGCAAGACAGCCAGCGGGUGCUUAGGUCCCUCUCUUGGUGCGUCAGGAGCCAUCAUGACAGUCUUGACUGCCGUCUGUACCAAAAUGCCAGAGGCUAAGCUGGCAAUCAUCUUCCUCCCCAUUUAUGCUUUCUCUGCAGGCAAUGCAUUGAAAGCCAUAGUAGUCAUGGACACAGCUGGCCUAGUUUUAGGAUGGCGAUACUUCGACCACGCGGCCCAUCUAGGCGGAGCUCUUUUUGGCGUCUGGUACAUCAUGUAUGGCCACGAGCUGAUAUGGAAGAACCGUGAGCCACUAGUGAAGGUGUGGCACGACCUUAGGACAAAGGGUCCUAGUGGGGGAGGAAACGGUGGCAACGGCCCCCAGUAGAGCGCACUGGACUGGGUGAAGGCAUGUGGAUGGACUGGCCUUGGCUGAUGUGUAUAUUACCAGAUUACAGAAGUGUCAAUAGCGUCAACAGCCAUGCUGGCCACACAAACUGAAGCCUGACUCCAUUUAUCCCCCACACACAAGCUCUAUGUUUGUCUCUCACUCUCUCAUAAAAAUGCAAUUUGCAUUCAGUGCUCUCUCGCUUUCUCUCUCAAACUCACACACUACAUAAUAAUGCAGGGAUUUUGUGUGUUUUUGAGAGAAGAGGGGACACUUGAGUUGCACUAUGGCCUGUAUUCACAAAGUGUUGAUCUAGGAGUAGUUUAGCCUUUUAGAUCAUAAUGAUUACAGGUGAAGAUGGUCACAGGAGCCUACAGGUCACCAUUAUCUCCCCAAAUGCUGAGGUGGAGUAUCCUAACACCCUAAGAUACAAAAACCAUGCGAUCACGAAACCCUUCCCACUGUCAGUACAGGGGAUGGUUAGAGAGCUACAUUGCAUUCGGAAAGUAUUCAGACCCCUUGACUUUUUUCACAUUUUCUUACGUUGCAUCAAUCUACACACAAUACGGCAUAAUGACAAAGCAAAAAGGUUUUUUAUUUUUUACAUUCAUGCAAAUAUAUAAGUUUAAAAAAAUAUCACAUUUACAUAAGUAUUCAGGCCCUUUACUCAGUACUUUGUUGAAGCAGCUUUGGCAGUGAUUAUAGCCUCGAUUCUACUUGGGUAUAACAUUAGAAGCUUAGCACACCUGUAUUUGGGGAGUUGUAUUUCCUGUUCUCUGCACAUCCUCUCAAGCUCUGUCAGAGUUAAUGGGGAGCAUUACUGCACAUCCAUUUUCAGUUCUUUCCAGAGUUGUUCGAUCAGGUUGAAGUCCGGGCUCUGGCUGGGCCACUCAAGGACAUUCAGAGACUUGUCCCGAAGCCACUCCUGUGUUUUCUUGGCUGUGUG
Molecule: messenger RNA, 3001 nt
Organism: Oncorhynchus tshawytscha (Chinook salmon)
Lineage: Eukaryota; Metazoa; Chordata; Actinopteri; Salmoniformes; Salmonidae
Product: presenilins-associated rhomboid-like protein, mitochondrial
Exons: 7
Coding region: 1432-2055 (207 amino acids)
Cellular component (GO): membrane
Molecular function (GO): serine-type endopeptidase activity
Source: RefSeq, a predicted model, not a curated record